AUGGCGGCACCGCGAGACGAUCCCACAGCCAUACUCGAUCCUAACGACUAUGCCGUCGUCUGGAUUGCACCUCUUGAAAUUGAGGCCCAGGCGGCCUUGUACAUGCUCGAUGAGCAACACCAGGGUAGGUUUGCGGUGGACCGAGGCGACGAAUAUGUGUUCCACGCUGGCAGUAUGUGCGGCCACAAUAUUGUCAUAGCGACGUUCCCGGCCGGCCAAGAAUACGGGACAGGGUCAGCGGCAGCGCUCGCCAGUCAGAUCAUCAAGUGUUUCCCUCAUUACUGGAUCGGCCUGCUGGUCGGUGUUGCGGCGGGGCUGCCAAAACUGUCCGGCGAUACCCCCCGCGAUAUUCGGCUCGGGGACGUGCUUGUCAGUCUUCCUGAUGGUGAAAGAGCCGGAAUCAUUGCGUACGACCUUGGCAAAGAGACGGACGACGGGUUCCAACUCCUUCGACGCGGUCACGCCUUGACUGCGACGAAACCGAUAGUGCGGUCAGCAAUCGGCAAAAUCAAGGCCAAAGCACCCGGCGACGCGCAGAUGCUCUUGCCCCAUUAUGAAGCGAUUCGUGAUCGCAAGCAUGCGACCGGCACCUUUGCCGACCCUGGACAGGACUGCGAUAGACUCUACUCGACGAUCGACGGCGGAGAGGAUGUUAUAAUCAAACGCGCUCACCGACCAGACAACGACCGUACGCGCGUGUGGUAUGGUCCGAUCGGAUCGGGUGACAAGCUGCUCAAGAACGCACUGAAGCGGGAUGAGCUGAGGGACAACUACGAGAUCAUCGGGCUGGAAAUGGAGGCGGCAGGGACGAUGAACCGUAUCCCAGUCGGGGUGAUCCGGGGGGUGUGCGACUAUGGCGAUCAGCGGAAGAACAAGGAAUGGCAGCCAUAUGCGGCGGCGAUGGCAGCUGCGUAUGCGAAAGCGGUGCUGCGCGAGAUCCCGCCUGCGCAAGAUCCGACUCGUGCAGACGGUGUUGGGAGGAACAUUGGCCCAAAGAAACCUUCUAUUCCGUGUUACCAUAUCCAGCUGCCCAGGAAUGCUCGUUUCACUCGGCGUGGCACCAUUUUGGAUCAGCUCGAAGAGAAGUUGCUCGUCCGGAAAGAAAGCCGGCGGAUGGCAGUGGUCGGACUAGGCGGCAUCGGCAAGACGCAGAUUGCGUUGCAUUUCGCCUACAACGUCAAGGAGAAGUGGCCUGACUAUUCGAUCUUCUGGGUGCCAGUGCUGAGUCAUAGCAGCGUCGAGCAGGCGUAUGUUGAAAUAGCCAAGAAGCUCGGUGUCCAGAAGAAAAGCGACGACGAAGACAUCAAAGAGCUCGUUCGACAGUACCUGAGCUCGGACGAGGCCGGCAAAUGGCUGUUGGUGGUUGACAAUGCUGACGAUCAAGAGCUAGUAUUUGGGUCUGACGACAAAUCAGGCAUCGAGGAGCACCUACCUGACAGCGAGAACGGGUUGAUCCUGCUAACAACGCGAUCUAGGCAUGUGGCUGGAGAGUUUGCGCAGUCAGACAUUAUCCACGUCAAGCAAAUGGGGCUGGAGGAGGCCGAGGAACUCCUCAAGAAGACAUUGACGCAGGAGCAGACAAUGCAAGACAAAGCGUCAGUAACAGAGCUUCUAGCACAUCUGACGUAUCUGCCCUUGGCGAUCACACAGGCGGUAGCCUAUCUCAACCAAACAAGAACACCCGUGCGCACGUACCUAGGAAUGCUGCGUGGGGCCGAAAAAGACGCUGCCAGGGUUCUGGGUCGGGAGUUCCGAGAUAAUACCAGAUAUCGAGGUUCGCGGAACGCUAUAGCGACUACAUGGAUCGUGUCGUUUGAUCAAAUCCAGAAGUCCAACCCUCUUGCCGUCAAUUUGUUGUCGUUCAUGUCGUGCAUCGAGCCAAAGGCAAUACCCAAGUCCAUUUUGCCUGGGCUAGAGUCGGAGGGGUUCGAGUGGGCAAUAGGCACGCUUUGCGGGUACUCGUUCCUGGUUCAGCGUGAAGACAGCGAUACGUUCGACAUGCACAGCCUUGUACAUAUGGCUACCUGCGGGUGGAUCGAGAAGCAGAAUCGUGAGGGUCAGGUGAUGAGUGAAGCUAUUCACCACCUUGAAGAUAUCUACCCUUCGAAUGAGGGUGGGAACCGGGAUCUAUGGAGGGGGUAUCUGCCACAUGCGCUGCGAGCACUCGAGCGUAGCAACAAGUACGAAUCGGAAGAACGUGCAGAAUUUUGUAUGUCUGUCGGGCUGAGCUUGUUUGCAGAUCGGCGGUUUAAAGAAGCUAUACGGUGUUUUGAACAGGCAUUUGGCUGGCGGAAAGACCAUUGCACGGAGGACGACAGAUAUCGACUGGCAUCGGAACAAGCACUUGCGUGUGCCUACCUUGAAGACCGACGGAUCAAAGAGGCGAUCGAGAUGUUGGAACAUAUAGUAAAAGUAGAGAGGGACACGCUAGACGAAAAGGAUCCUAAUCGACUGGCAUCGGAACACGCACUUGCGUGUGCCUACCUUGAAGACCGACGGAUCAAGGAGGCGAUCGAGAUGUUGGAACAUAUAGUAGAAGUAGAGAGGGACGCGCUAGACGAAAAGGAUCCUAAUCGACUGGCAUCGGAACAAGCACUUGCGUGUGCCUACCUUGAAGACCGACGGAUCAAAGAGGCGAUCGAGAUGUUGGAACAUAUAGUAAAAGUAGAGAGGGACACGCUAGACGAAAAGGAUCCUAAUCGACUGGCAUCGGAACACGCACUUGCGUGUGCCUACCUUGAAGACCGACGGAUUAAGGAGGCGAUCGAGAUGUUGGAACAUAUAGUAGAAGUAGAGAGGGACGCGCUAGACGAAAAGGAUCCUAAUCGACUGGCAUCGGAACACGAACUUGCGCGUGCCUACCUUGAAGACCGACGGAUCAAGGAGGCGAUCGAGAUGUUGGAACAUAUAGUAGAAGUAGAGAGGGACGCGCUAGACGAAAAGGAUCCUAAUCGACUGGCAUCGGAACACGAACUUGCGCGUGCCUACCUUUCGGACCGACGGGUGAAGAAGGCGAUCGAGAUAUUAGAAUAUGUGGUAAAGUUGCAGAAAGAGACGUUACACGAAAAGGAUCCUGAUCGAUUAACAUCGGAACACGAACUUGCGAGAGCAUACCUUUCGGACCAACGGGUGAAUAAGGCGAUCGAGAUAUUAGAAUAUGUGGUAAAGUUGCAGAAAGAGACGUUACACGAGAAGGAUCAUUCUCGAUUAUUAUCGGAACACGAACUUGCGAGAGCAUACCUUUCAAACCAACGGGUGAAUAAGGCGAUCGAGAUAUUAGAAUAUGUGGUAAAGUUGCAGAAAGAGACGUUACACGAGAAGGAUCAUUCUCGAUUGGUAUCGGAAUACGAACUUGCGAGAGCAUACCUUUCGGACCGACGGAUUAGCGAGGCGAUCGAUCUCCUUAAACACGUCGUUGCCGUCAAAGCUCAACUUUAUGUUGAGGACGACCCCCAGCGCGAAGUCUCUAUGGAUUUGCUGGCGUAUGCAUAUAGACAGCUGGAGAUAUUUAGUGAGAAUACAGACAGUAGUAGUGAAUUCUCAAACGACAAUGAUCAGGGGCACAAUGGGGAUAGCAUGAUGGAUAGGCGUGCAUCUCUCGAGGGACUGGCGUAA
This is a messenger RNA of Neoarthrinium moseri, 3615 nucleotides long. RefSeq lists its product as uncharacterized. Gene Ontology annotation, molecular function: ADP binding; protein binding; catalytic activity. NCBI's taxonomy places the organism in Eukaryota, Fungi, Ascomycota, Sordariomycetes, Amphisphaeriales, Apiosporaceae. The transcript is spliced from 2 exons. The record is from RefSeq and is a predicted model, not a curated record. The coding region runs from base 1 to 3615 and encodes 1204 amino acids. Gene Ontology annotation, biological process: nucleoside metabolic process.